This is a messenger RNA of Verruconis gallopava, 3565 nucleotides long. RefSeq lists its product as uncharacterized. Gene Ontology annotation, biological process: proteolysis. Gene Ontology annotation, molecular function: calcium-dependent cysteine-type endopeptidase activity. Bases 281 to 3178 code for a protein of 965 amino acids. The transcript has a single exon. Gene Ontology annotation, cellular component: cytoplasm. Lineage: Eukaryota; Fungi; Ascomycota; Dothideomycetes; Venturiales; Sympoventuriaceae. The record is from RefSeq and is a predicted model, not a curated record.
GAACGGACUCCGCAGCGACAUCUUUGUGUCUGCGCAUGCGCUGGCUGACAUAUGUCGUCCUCAUUUCCGACGGCGAAUUCUUCAGAGUUUUCUCAGGCUGCUCGUUCUGUCUCUACCGCUGUUGCUGUAGUCCUUGAUUUCUAAUUCGCAUUCCAAUUGCUUCCCUCCAUCUGCGUGCUUUGCCCUCGUCUUCACUCCACUCUCUUCAACCCCUCUCCUCCGCCCUCCACCCAUUCAAGUCGGGCCGAAUAGCGAUAGAACUCUGUCCUUUGACCUUGAAAUGUCUCGACGGGCCCCUCGAGGCGAAGGUCCAUCGUCUGGCGAGGUACCUCGCUAUGACGGCCCGACUAUUCCCGCUAGCCGUGGGCAGUCGCCAACGCGCGAUGAGACUUCGCGUGCUCCGUCCUUGGUGGAAGAACAGGCGCCGCAGGCGCAGCAGACGCGUGGACCGAUCAAGCGUCGUUUCCCCAAGAAGCAGCAUCCCCAGAAAACGGUGGACGACUUCUGGUCUGCCUUCACCUCGAAAACGCCCGGCAAGGCGUAUUCGAUCCUACCGGACAACUACUAUGCGAAACACGCCGCGACGCAUGCGCCCAAGGGCGUCAAGAACGCCCUCGCCAGCUACGACGAGGCAAAGGCGAAUUGCGAGGCCAAGGUGGCCAAAAUCGUCAAGGAAUGCAGACGGACGAAUCAGAAGUACACGGACCCGCACUUCAAUAUUGAGGCGGACUUCAGGAGAUGGCACACGGAGAGACCGUUCGCAGACUGCCUGAUGGGACUGCUUGACACAAAGACGGAUCUGCGCCCGCAGAGCGUCAAGAGGGUUGAAGACAUCUUUGAGAAUCCACAGUUUUUCAUCGAGGGUGCCACGGCCAACGACGUGCGGCAGGGAAAAGAAGGCGACUGUUGGUUCAUGAGCGCGCUGUGUACGCUCAGCAACAAGGACAGCCUCAUACAGUCCAUCUGCGUCGCCCGCGACGAGCAGGUCGGUGUGUAUGGCUUUGUAUUCCAUCGCGACGGCGAGUGGAUUUCUGAAGUGAUUGACGACAAGCUCUACCUGAUCAAGGAGGACUUUAACGAUGCAACGCUCGAAAGGAACAAGUGGCUCGAGCUGCAGAAUCGCACCAGCCCGGAGGAAGAGUACAGAGCGGUGAUGCAGACGGGGUCGCGGGCUCUGUACUUUGCGCAGUGCAGUGACCCCAAUGAGACGUGGCUACCGCUGCUGGAGAAGGCAUACGCGAAGGCGCACGGCGACUACUCUGCUCUCGAAAGCGGAUUUGUCGGCGAGGCGAUUGAGGACCUUACCGGCGGCGUCACCACUGAAAUAUUCUCGACGGACAUCCUGGACAAGGAUAAAUUCUGGAGAGAGGAGCUCAUGCAGGUGAACAAGACCUUCUUGUUCGGCUGCGGCCAGAUGGGCGGCAAGCACGGAAUGCGCAACGGCAUCCUCGAGAAGCACGCCUACUCUAUCCUUGAAGCGCGCGAAGUCAACGGUGAGCGGCUUCUGAAGCUCCGCAACCCGUGGGGCAACACGGAAUGGAGGGGCGCGUGGAGCGACGGUAGUGCAGAAUGGACCCCAGAGUGGAUGCAGGCCCUCAACCACAAGUUCGGCGACGAUGGCGUCUUCUGGAUUAGCUACAAGGACCUUCUCCGCAACUAUCAGCACAUCGACAGAACUCGGCUGUUUAACAGCUCGUGGCAGGUCAUCUCGUCAUGGACGAGCGUCGAGGUCCCGUGGUCGGUCGACUACCUCGACACGCGCUUCGACUUCACACUUGCAAAGAAGGGUGAAGUUGUAAUUGUGCUCCAACAGCUCGAUGACCGCUAUUUCCGUGGCUUGGAAGGCCAGUACGACUUUCACCUGCAAUUCCGUCUGCACAAGGAAGACGAGGAGGAGUACAUUGUCCGGUCGAACCCGGCAUAUUACAUGAAACGCAGCGUCAGCACGGAAUUGGAGCUCGAGGCUGGAAAGUACACGGUACUCAUCAAGAUCACGGCUAAGCGUUAUCCGUCCGAUCCAACCGUGGAGGAGGUCGUUGCCGCCACGUGCCAGACGCGACGUGAAAAGCUUCUCAACAUCGGUCUCAGCUACGAUCUCGCGCACGCAAAGGGCGACUUCCGCGAAAUCGAGCAUGCCAACAAAGAGCUUGAGCAGAAAGAAAGGCGGGCGAAGAGGCGCGAGACCGCCAAGAAGAUGCACGCCGCUCGCGUUCUGCAGCACAAGAAGCAAAAGUUCCGCGCCAUGAAGAUGAACCUGAAGAAGGAGGCGAAAGCGAUUGCCAAGAUGCAGAGACAGGCUGACGAGCAGGCCAAGCAAGAAGCACUGGAGAAAGGCGUGGAGGGUAUGAAGUUCACGUCCGAGCCAGAGUCCAUCCCCGAUGGCCUCGGAAUCAAUGCGGGGGCAGCUAUGGGUAACGGUGCCGUACAACCAGUACGGAGACAGGACUCUUUUGACAACGCGCACGGUGGAACCCUGCCACCGUCGUUGAUCACCAACCCAGCUCCGAACGGAGUCAGGCCAAGACGAGACACCAGACCGGCUUCUUUGUCGAUCUCGUCGAGAUCAGGUCCGCCCUCGCUCAACUCUACACCUCGUCGCGACACGCUCGAACCUCGUCCAGUCUCUUUACAUGCCUCUAGCUACGGUACGCCGGGCAUACAAGUGCACCGUCCUUCGAAGCCCGAUGGCAAGCUCACGCUGAGCGACAUCAGCGACGACGAUCUCAGCUGGGACUCGGAACUGGAUGAGCCCGACGACAGCGACUUGGACAAUCUUGAUCCGUGCCAUGGCGGCGUCUACGGCCAAGGGCAGCCAGCCGCGAACCCACCCGCAGACGAAGAGGACUACGCCAAGGACCCAUGGAACGCCGUGUGCGUCGUCGGUCUCCGCAUCUACACCCGCGACUCCGGCGUCACGAUCAACGUCGUCCGGACGGACAAGAAAAACCGCCCGAUGGAACAAGCGGACUUCUUCAGGAGGGGACUCGAUGUUGACGACGCGAGCAAGGACACGAGCAGGGAGCCCGUGAGCCCAAUCAGCCCUUCGCGAGGAGCCCAAGGCAUGAUGAGUUUGGCGCAAGCGAUGAGUGGAACGGCCGGCUCGGGUGGAUCGAGUCCAUUGGAUGGGCCUGGCUGGAGGCCACCGCGGGUUCUCAGUCCGAGACUGAACGGGCUAUGAAAGCUGGACGUGCGCUCUACGUUUUCGUCCUGCUGCACUGUUUUUUGUUUUCUUUUUUCUUUCUUUUUUUUUGACCGCCGCUUUUUCUGCGCAUACCAUGGUGUACAAAAGUGAUACCCUUUUCGUGCAGUAUUUUCUCUCUCCCUCCCUUCGUUUUCUGGUCGGCUCGAGGGGACACGGGAAUCUCGAUUGGGGGGUGUGCUCGGUAGUCGCUUGUAUAAUCUAAAUCCAAGCUCUACGUACUCCUUUCUAUUUUUACUGCACGCACUUCUCUUGCUCGUGCAGCGCGCUGAGCGGUUAUGCUUGCCGCAGUGCAAUUAUUACUUUCAUGCUUGCCCUUUCACAGUAAUUAGCUUUCGAUAGUCUUGAAUCUGUCCGCCAUUUUCC